UCCAUCCAGCCGCCUGCUUUGCUUUGCUUUUUCUCUGCCCUGACAGCCUCCAAAGCCAGGCAUCUGCCUCUUUUGCCUGCACUCAUUUUGUCUUAUUCUGGAAUCUCCUCCAAGUGAUGCUCAUCCCUUUGGUUGUGAUGCUGCUGCAGACAGGCAGCAGCCACUGUGGCCUCCCUUUCUACAAUGGCUUCUAUUAUGAUCGAGUCAUGAAUGACAAAGGUGAUGGCAAUGGCAAUGGCAAUGGAGAAGUUCACUUAAACGGUGUGAGGCUGCUGGUUGAGACUUCGCAGGAUUCUGUCUUCUCCCUCCGCGGUGCCAACGUCACGCUGCCCUGCCACUACUACUACUCACCCAAACUGGAUGCCCCACGCAUGAUCCGCAUCAAGUGGUCCAAACUGAGGGAGGAUAACACCAAAGAUGCUGAUGUGCUGGUUGCUUCUGGGUUUAAACAUCGCAGCUUCGGUGACUUCCGAGGACGGACGCGUCUGCAGCGGUCAGCUCCCCAUGAAGUGUCCCUCGUGAUCAAUGACCUGCGCUUGCGUGAUGCGGGCAAGUACCGCUGUGAGGUCAUUGAUGGGCUGGAAGAUGAGAGUGGGACUGUGGAACUAGAGUUGCAAGGGGUGGUCUUCCCUUACCAGCCUCACCACGGACGCUACAUGCUCAACUUCCAUGAGGCUAAGAAGGCCUGUGAGGACCAGGAUGCAGUAAUCGCCUCUUUUGAGCAGCUCUUUAAAUCCUGGAUGGAGGGCCUUGACUGGUGCAAUGCAGGUUGGCUGGUGGAUGGGACAGUCCAGUACCCCAUCACUCUGCCACGGGAACCUUGUGGUGGGAAGAACUUGGCCCCGGGCAUCCGGAACUAUGGAGAACGUCACAAGAACCUCCAUUACUUUGAUGCCUUCUGUUUUUCAUCUGCUCUGAAAGGGAUUGUUUAUUAUCUGGCUCACCCUCGGAAGCUUACCUUGGAAGAGGCCAAGCAAGCAUGCCAGGAUGAUAAAGCAGAGAUUGCCAAGGUGGGCCAGCUCUAUUCAGCAUGGAAGUUCCUGGGCUUGGACCAAUGUGAUGCUGGCUGGCUGGCAGAUGGUAGCGUGCGCUACCCCAUCACCUCUCCCCGGCCCAACUGUGGCCCACCAGAACCCGGUGUCAGAAGCUUCGGCUAUCCUAAAGUAGGGAAAUUUGGAGUCUUUUGUUACAAGAGGAGCUAAAGGAAGGCAAGAAGUAGGCUGUGACAGCUCCCUACAUGCGUGGACGAUAUUGUUGUCACCUGCUCCCACCUAGAGUUUAUUUAAAGAGCCAGUUUGUGGGGGCUUUCUUUUAAUUAUAUGUCUUUUUAAUUGUUUUUCUUUGUUUGUUUUUAUAUUUUUGUAAUGAGAGGGAAAAAUACUGUACAACUUUGCAUUGACAGGCCUGGAGUUGUUUUGGUGCAGAUUCAAAGAUUUUCCACUCACUGCCCACCUAAUGCAGCGGCAGGGGAAAGCUGUGUUUAAUGGGGAUUUUGGGUCUAAUUAUUGUGCUUUCUGGAAUGGAAUCGGGUCAUGCUCAUCAUCUGCAGAAGGGAAAAAUCAUUUUCUGUAUAGCUAGUUGCCACGUCUCACUCAAUGAAUUACAGACUCCGGUGUGACAUUUCCCAGUUCCUACCAGCAUAAAUUUCAUUACUCCACCAAUAAGCCAAUGUUUACAAGCUCUGAAAACUGAGCCAGAUAGUUUGAAGGCUCAGGGCUCUACUGUACUAGCUUGCUGCAAUAGUAGGUAUCUCUUAGCUUGUGUAAAAUUAUCGCCGCUAAGACUUGUUUUGCUUCUUAGUUUGUUGAUAAGAAUCCCAGGGCAAAGAAAUAUAGGCUGUUUGACCAAGGCCAAUCCAGGAUGUUUUACUGCCUGAAGAAAAAGCGUAAGAUUGCAUCUCACCUCAUAUUCUUAGUCUGAUUUACAGUAGUUGACUGGAAAACAUUGGCAGUGGGACUGUGUUCUUCACAACUUAGGGCAUCGGGGUAGUUUAGGGGGUGUAGAACAGGCAAAGUAGGCUCAGGAGAUGUGGAUUGGGGCUGUCACUUAGCACCUGCCUCUUGUGGCAGGUGCCUUAGUCUCAUAAAAUCAUAAAGCUGGAAGAGAUCCCAAGGGCCAUCCAGUUUCACCCCCUGCCAUGCAGAAAUAUACAAUCCAAGCACUCGCGAUGGAUGACCAUCCAGCCUUCCACUUCUUUUUCAGUUACAAGAACUGCAAACACUCUUCCGUGUUGUGAAAAUUAAUGAUAUAUCAUCUGGUUACCAUUUCACAGUCGAAAAUCCUGGGAUUGUUGCACAGAACAAGAGCCCUUGUUAUAUGUAACUGAAGACUCUGUUUUGUCUUUUGUAUUCAUGUUCCAGACUUAUCUUGCACUGACUUCAAGGCCAAAAGUACAGAGCUGGUCCAAGGCACUUAACUGCCUAAGGUAACAAGAUGGAUCCCCUUUUUGAUCCAUGUACAAAAGCCAAUUGGCCUGGCAAGUCAAUCUUUCUUCAGUUUUGGUGAUGAGACAUGGCAUCUGAAGGUAGCAGAUAAGGCUAGGGCUGUAUAGCACAUAGCAUCUGUUGCCAAAGAUGAUGGACUCCCUUAGCCUAAUGGUAAACCCAGACCAGCAAAAUGAGGAAGGUUGUUGCUGAAAACUAUGCCAACGAAUCAUGAUCAUCCCAAAACAGAUUACUCUAUUGAUAGUAUGGCUGUAGCAGUGUAAGAAACAGGCGGACACAUGAAGUCUGAAUGCAGUUCUUAAUAUAUCACCUUGGACUCAUAAUAAGCUAUUGUUUGUGUUCAGCAUGAAAAUUCACCAGACAUAGGCUGCAAUCCUAUUAGAGGCAUACGUAUGUAGGCCAACUUUAUGCCUAUGUAUGUUCCUUUUUGGUCUGUAUGGAGGCUGGUAUUCCUGUCUUCCUUCUGCACUGACUAAAGCCCCCACCCCAAAACUUACCAUAGAGUCACCACACCCCCGUGGGAUAUUCUGGUGAGAACUCUGGUAGACAGGACAAAUGUCUGGUUCUGUCCCAAUAUCCAGAUGAGAAGUCAGAGGACCUGAAUAGACCUCAGUGAAGAGUACAGUCAUUUCAAGUCUGGAUAUAGGGACAUAGCCAGAUGCAUCUCUGAUCCUCCAUCACUCUCACCAAGCAUAGAAUUGUUGGCAGGGAAAGCUACAACAACUCUACAAGAGAUCCAGGUGGAACUACUACACUAUGCUGGACCAUACAGGAUUGUGGCUAUUGUCAAAAGACAAAUAAGGUUCUUGUUGCCAUAAUACAGUCUAGCAAUUUUCUUUAAAAAUGGAAAACCACAGGUUCCGGGGAACUUUUUGCAUCUUACUUCAUUCUAUAUGCCUUUCCAUUUUUUCACCCUGUUCUAUCCAGAAUAAGCAAAGUUCUUGUUUGGAUGCCUUCCUUGUGUGGUGCAGCCACACCACUAUUUUGGGAAACAUCUCCGUUUCCCAUAAUUUUGUAUUCAUCCCUGAAUGUACCCCAGCUCUUGUUUUCUUUCUGUCAAAGGCAGAGGUCUGCUUGGAUGCUUGGAAAUAAAACUUUGAAAGAAACCAGCCACGAAAUCACACUCUUCUAUUCCCCUGAGUCAGAGAAGCUGUUUCACCAACCUGAAACAUUUCAUUGGGCGUUGCAAGUUGUCGGAACAAGACGUCCCAUUUUUUGUUGCUCUGGAAAGAUUUAAAAACAGAAAUGGCAUUGAAAUGUGUGUUGGAGAGAGGGGAACAACAGUUAAUGAUGGGUAUCUUGGAGCAGAACAAAAAAGAAGUGUUGAAACAUGAAAGGUGUCAAGGUGCUGAAGGGUGGAGAAAGGGAAGGAAAGGGCUGGAGGGUUCGAGAGAGGCUGCAAGUCUGUUGGAAGCAGGAACAACAUUCAUGGAGAUGUCAGCGAUUAAUCAAAGGUCUGUGCUUAUUGUUUACAUUUGCAGAACAUAUCAAGGACGGCCUUCCUUAAAUAUUAAAAUAAUCUUCCCUUCAUAUAUACAGCAGUAUGUAAUGAAUAAAAGUGUGCAGAUGUUACAUGCCUGCCCCCCAACAUGUCAUAGAAACUGGGGAUAUGUGGCCAAGCAGCACCAGCGUGUGUAAAGAUGGCAAAAGUUAUUAAGGAGAAAGAACACAUAAGUUGAAGAGGUUGCAGCAUUUUGCUUUUGCCUGAGGUUACUGGAAAGGGUGAGAUUCUAUCCCCUCUGAGUUGAGAGCAAACUAUUUUGCACUUUGAGCUCAGUUUGCAACAACUGAAAUAAGCUGAGGACAAAGGGGGAGGAAGGGGAAAGCAACUUUUUUUUAGUUCCAGUAUAAGGCCUCUUUCUAUUGUCCAAAAGAAAAAGUCUCAUUAUGAAGACAAGGGGUAGGAAUUGUGCAACCCACCACAUAUAGUUGGGUUUCCUUGCUAGUGGCAAAGAUGGCUAGAUCUGCUGAGGCUUGUAGUCCCACAACAUCUGGAGGACCACAAUUCCCAUCCCAUAUCAUUCACACCAUACAUGAUGCCCCAUCUUCUCCUUUCUGCCCUGAAUUCUCUCACUUCCCUUUCGAUGAAACAUGUUUGUUCUUUCUUGGCAUUAAUGAACAUAUGCAUACUGCACUCAGGGUGGCACAUCCAGACAUACACACACACACAGAGCAUGCAACCGUCACCCCACAAAA
This is a messenger RNA of Sceloporus undulatus (fence lizard), 4640 nucleotides long. RefSeq names its product hyaluronan and proteoglycan link protein 3 (gene HAPLN3). The transcript is spliced from 5 exons. NCBI's taxonomy places the organism in Eukaryota, Metazoa, Chordata, Lepidosauria, Squamata, Phrynosomatidae. Gene Ontology annotation, molecular function: hyaluronic acid binding. The coding region runs from base 117 to 1202 and encodes 361 amino acids. The record is from RefSeq and is a predicted model, not a curated record. Gene Ontology annotation, biological process: cell adhesion.